This is a messenger RNA of Spirometra erinaceieuropaei, 1776 nucleotides long. NCBI's taxonomy places the organism in Eukaryota, Metazoa, Platyhelminthes, Cestoda, Diphyllobothriidea, Diphyllobothriidae. The record is from the annotation of a GenBank genome assembly.
AUGCGUCUCCUCAUUGUGGACAAGGUGGCGCCGAACUUUGUAACCGAGUACGAGCAUACGCGGCAUCAUCUAACCUGUGACUUCAAGACCCUGAAAGUGCGUGCUGUGUUCUAUCUUUUUCUGUGUGUGUAUGAGAAGCCUGCCUGAUACCCCUUCACGCUGUGUUGCCUCCUCUCCAAGUAGCAGGUGGUUUUGACGAAGUUGGGACGAUGCAGGCAGACGCAGAACGGAAACCACCGAGGGACGUUUUCUGUAAUAUGCAGCAGUUGACUGCCUUGCAGCUUGCAUCAGUUCCUGCUACAGCCAGGUUGUCCAUUUCUAGUCGACCGAUCGUGGGCCGGUGCUCUGCUUAUAGGGCUCUGAGCCCAAUGAACAGACGUGAAUGGGUUCAAAUCUCGGUCGGAUGUGCUUUGGUGGCCCCACCUGAAGUAAACAAACCCCAGUCACCUCUUAUAGGGACCGGUGUUAAUAGGGUUUUUUACAGGUGGGGCCAGGGAACGCACAGGCGGCGAGGUCAAGUAGUUGUGUGCAGAAGGAAAGUUAUUGGGAAUGCGCGGUUGUACUUUGAGGGGUUGAGAAAUAGUUGCGCUAACCCCUAACCCUAACCCCAAUCCCAUGAACUUAUUUAUGCUUCCACUCAUUCAGUAGAAAAUUACGUCUUCUUCCAAUUUUAUACUCGAAGCAAGGGUAUAAUUCGGUUUUCAAAAAGUUUCUAAUUGCGAGAUUUUUUAAUACCGUGAAAUGGCCAUUCAUAAAACGUCAUUUCUCUGUACUUACCAAUGUGGUUUGUAAAGUUAACGGUAUGGGUCAAAUCCACUGCUAAAUUUUAUAAACCCCAUAUGGUCUUCUCUUAAUACCUUAGAGAAAUGUGUGGUUUUCCGUAUGCGGAAAAUAUACGGCUUGUAGUUUAGAAGCCCUGAAUGCAAGUGUAACGGCAAGUCGAGGUUCAGAGUUAUUCGGGAAUUAGAAACGUUUUUGAAAACCGAAUUGUACCCUUCGUUCGAGCAUAAAAUUGGAAAAUCAAUGGGAAAAGUGCAUGCUACUUAAGUAGCCAUUGUUUUUUACAGAGUAUGGUUUUUGCAUGCAGCCGGAAAGAAGUUCUUUCGAAAGCCGGCAUCUUGAGGUAGCCGAAUUAUUAUAGAAUUAUACCGUAUGAUGAUUAUUUUUACAAUCCUACUUAAUUAAUCUUUUCAAAACGAAAACGCAUUUCGGAAUUUCAGCUGAUAUUUUAUGAGUUAGCCCACCUACUGUAAGUGCUUAGAAUGACUUGAGAGCAUCUUUCAUAAACACGAAUAUCAAACAAACACGUUCAGACUCCUGCAUGCAUCUUUUGUCAGACCAAGUUCGAACCGACCAAGCCUGUCCUGCAGGCGCACAGUGCGUGGCAGUUUUCCGCUUCCUCCCUGUGUAACCUCUUCCUUCUGAUUGCCGCUCUGAUAGGUUCGUCUUCACCAAGAGGCCAUUCUAGCCCUGAUCACCUUCUCCAACGAGCUGGUCCAGAUGUUGAGUACUGCAAACGAGGGGCCUGCUUCUGCUGCUCCCGCCUCAGCAUCGACCGCGGACUACGAAGCAGAAUGGGCUCGUCGCCUGGGCGACAAGGAGGGCAUGCGCUCGGCCCAGGAGCGCAAACUUGAGCUGCAGCCUACGCACACUGAUAUUCGUCUUAUGGACUCACAGACCACGCCGAUGGAGGCGGUCACUGGCAUCAUGAGUCGAAAGGACGAGCGUCGUCAAAUCCGCCUGGAUGCCGCUUUCCGUGCGGCUGCAGCAGGUUAG